Messenger RNA from Suncus etruscus (white-toothed pygmy shrew), 1337 nucleotides. Its product is annotated as transmembrane emp24 domain-containing protein 9. Lineage: Eukaryota; Metazoa; Chordata; Mammalia; Eulipotyphla; Soricidae. Gene Ontology annotation, biological process: endoplasmic reticulum to Golgi vesicle-mediated transport; intracellular protein transport; COPI coating of Golgi vesicle. The record is from RefSeq and is a predicted model, not a curated record. The transcript is spliced from 5 exons. Bases 34 to 729 code for a protein of 231 amino acids. Gene Ontology annotation, cellular component: endoplasmic reticulum; COPII-coated ER to Golgi transport vesicle; Golgi apparatus.
GACCGACUGCGGCUGCGCGGCAGGUGUGGGAAGAUGGCGGUGGCGGUGCGGAGCGUCCGGCCCGCGGCCGGCUUGGCCCGGCUGGUGCGCGCUCUGGCGCUGCUGUGCUGCUUCGCGGCCCGCGGGAACGCGCUGUACUUCCACAUCGGGGAGACGGAGAAGAAGUGCUUUAUCGAGGAGAUUCCGGAUGAGACCAUGGUCAUCGGGAACUACCGCACGCAGCUGUACGACAAGCAGCGCGAGGAGUACCAGCCGGCCACCCCCGGGCUGGGGAUGUUCGUGGAGGUGAAGGACCCGGAGGACAAGGUCAUCCUGGCCCGGCAGUACGGCUCCGAAGGCCGCUUCACCUUCACCUCCCACACCCCUGGCGAGCACCAGAUCUGCCUGCACUCCAACUCCACCAAGUUCUCACUCUUCGCUGGAGGCAUGCUGCGCGUCCAUCUAAGUAUCCAGGUGGGUGAGCACGCCAAUGACUACGCAGAAAUUGCCGCCAAGGACAAGCUAAGUGAACUGCAACUGCGUGUGCGACAGCUUGUAGAGCAAGUGGAACAGAUCCAGAAAGAGCAGAACUACCAGCGAUGGCGAGAAGAGCGCUUCCGUCAGACCAGUGAGAGCACCAACCAGCGGGUGCUGUGGUGGUCCAUCCUGCAGACCCUCAUCCUCGUGGCCAUUGGCGUGUGGCAGAUGCGACACCUCAAGAGCUUCUUCGAAGCCAAGAAGCUGGUGUAGGCACCGCUGGCCUCUGGCCAUCUGUGCUUUCAGGGAGGAAGAAUCUCCAGAACUGUUGUUUGGCAGGAGGGCUGAUUACUAGCUAUGAGGCUGGGGGGGAGGGGAGCGAGUGCCCCUGGCUUUUACUUACCAGUGACAGGACACAAGCCGAUCCUCCCCAGGGCCCCAAGCUCUUUGCCAUGAUCAACCAGACCAGCUGGAGCUGUGGGGUGCAUCUUUAGCCCUCCCAUCCCCAGAACCACAGUGUUACCUAGUCAGGGUGUGCCAAGUUGGGAGGUUGGGUUGGAUAGCAGUUCUGUCAUUCUUUGGUCUUCCUUUACAAAUUUGGGGUUGGGAACAGAUUGGGGUAUGGCUGUCAUUCCCCACAUCCUGGCACUUCACUGUUCCCUCUGGUUUUUACACCCAACAUGCUGAUUUUGGGAGGGGUGCAGGAUGUAGCCUCUUUCCCAGGUUGUCCUUUCUGGGGCAUGAACCAGAUAUGGCCAAGAAGAGACCUUGGUGCUGUGGGGGAUGGGAUCUGCGGAAUCUUCGUUACUGAUUUCAUUUUCAAUAAGUCUCAGUUUGUUACAUCAGUUUCCCAAUAAAAUGAAUGAACUUCUGAUCCUGGA